Glossina fuscipes is the source of this 1449-nucleotide messenger RNA. RefSeq names its product spindle assembly abnormal protein 6 homolog (gene Sas-6). Gene Ontology annotation, biological process: centriole replication. Gene Ontology annotation, cellular component: centriole; centrosome. The transcript has 4 exons. The record is from RefSeq and is a predicted model, not a curated record. The coding region runs from base 15 to 1400 and encodes 461 amino acids. Lineage: Eukaryota; Metazoa; Arthropoda; Insecta; Diptera; Glossinidae.
CUUUAUAUUUAAAAAUGUUUAACAAUUCUUCGGUGCGCUUAAUAGAAGAGGAUUAUUUUGCGAAUAUUAACUAUAGUAAAAACAUUGAGUAUAUGACUCCCACCACAGAAGUUAUGGUAAAUUUUUCUUCAAAUGGUUUGAAGGCGAAAAAGGCUUGUUUUAUUUAUGCGGAAAAGUUGGAUUUAAAAGGAUUAGUACAAUUGAGAGUGGCUGAAAAGUCGGAUCAUCGUAAGAUGUACAUUACGACAGUGGAUAGCGCGUCAUUUCAAGAGCUGAAGCAAGAGCAAUCACUACAUGUAACAUUUUCUGGCUUCAAAGAAAAUAUGGUACAAAUUCUACAAGAUUGCAAAUUAGGUAAAUUAGAGGUCUGCUUGGUCCAAGAUAGCCGAAUGAACGAAUCUAAUGCAUCAACGUCAAUAAUUCCUGCCUAUAAAUUGCAAUUUGUAGAAAUAAGACCAUUUAAAAAUCUGGUCCAUCUUAGCCUGCCUUGCCAAUUGGCUUCUUUAAACGUGAUUUUAUUUUACAUGAACAAUAUUUUGGAGAAGUUACAGAGAAAGUGUUCUCAUCACGAAGACAGGGCACAACAGCUGCAGCAUGAAAAUCAUAAUCACAUAAGACGCAUAGAUCAAUUAGAUAAGGAAUGUGCAAACCUUAGGGAAAACCUUUUAGAAUCAACGCAAGCCUUGAACCAUAAACAUUCGGAAGAGAUUUUACAGUUGCAAGAAAACGUUCAAAAAUUAGUUGAACAAAGACAAGAAGAUAGCGAAAGGCAUUGUAGAGCUAUUGCUUCCACGCAAGCACAGUUGGAUAAAUUACAAACGGAAAAAUGUACUUUACAAGCGGAGAGGAUACAUGAACAAAAAUGUAAUGAAAUUUUGAAAGAAGAAAUAUCGACGUUAAAAGGGCGUAUAGCCAAUUUGAAAGAACAAAAUGAAAAGUUGCAUAAAGAAAUUUCGAUUUUAAAAAACGGAGAGCGUAAGGCUGAUAUGCAUUUACAAGAUUUUCGAAAAGAAGUAAAUGAUUUAAAAGAAAUAUUAAAAAAAUGUGAUAAGAACAAAGCUGAGCUCGUAGCUGAGUUAGAGGCUGAAAGAAAAAUUUCGUAUACUAAACGACAAGCAUUGGAAGUGGCAUCUGAUGAAAUAUCAAAGGCAAAUCAAAUUAUUAUAAAACAAACGCAAGAAGCGGUAAAAUUAAAGAAAACCAUUACUUGGAGAACCGAAGUGGCCGUACAACAGGAACAAGCCAUUAAACAGAAGGAUGAACUUUUGAAAGAUAAAGGAGAAGAAAUAGAGUUCCUUAAAGAAGUUGUGGAUACUUUGAGGAAAGAGAUACCCAAAGAGAUCGACUCGUUACGUAAAUUUGCUAAAUCCCUGGAGACAAAAUAUUCAGAACGUUGGUAAAAUUAAAUAAAAUUUGGACAAAAUUUCUCUGAUUUUAUAUUUUCAGAAA